Salmo salar (Atlantic salmon) is the source of this 2698-nucleotide messenger RNA. The record is from RefSeq and is a predicted model, not a curated record. Lineage: Eukaryota; Metazoa; Chordata; Actinopteri; Salmoniformes; Salmonidae.
CACGCGGUGAAUGGUUUGCAGAUGAAAGUCAUCGGACCCAAAGAUUAGCCACAUUUCGAUGCCUUUUCGAUUUAAAAAUUAUUACAGUAUUUUAUCAAACCAUAGAGAACUUAUUGUCUAACGUUCGUCUAAUGCUAAUUGAAAAUACAUUUAUGUUGGUUGAUUUCUCGCAAUGCAGGUGGAAUUGGACUUCUCAUUCCGUCUUGCUAGCUAGCUACUACUGGCUAGCAAUACAGGUGCAAAUUGGUGUUGUAAUUAAUUAGCAUGCGAAUGACUAGUCAUAUUUUCAAUAAAACCAAAGACGAGGAUUGUUGUGGCGAAAGAAUCACGUACAAAAACUGCAUAUUUAAUCAAACCGCUCUGGAAAAUCAAGUUGCCAGCAAUCUGCAUUAUUUUUUUCUCUCCAAAAACUGAAAAACGGGUUUGCUAACGUUACUAGCUAACUGUAGUAGCAGCCAACUAAUAAUUGGAUCAAUUGGACAAUAACUCGAUUAUCCAGACCAGAGGCGUCCUGGUUAAGACAGGUUUGACUUCAACCACCUGCUUACAUUUAUUAAUGGUAAUAGCUAAAUCAAGAUAAUUCAAGUUCAACCAACCAUGAGGGGGAACAUGAAGGCUGUGAGCCAGCAGCAAGCCAGGCAGCUCUUACACAACAAGUUUGUUGUCGUCCUGGGGGACUCGAUUCAGCGCUCAGUGUAUAAGGACAUUGUGCUUCUGCUGCAAAAGGACAAAUAUCUCAGCUUGGCUCAGCUCAAGACUAAGCUUUGCUUUCAAUGUGUCCUAAAAAAAACAAAAUACAGAUCCAUGAUUGAUUUAAUAAUACCAGGACUAAAGUGGCUUCUAGCUUCUUCCCCCUCCCAAUCUACCCCCUCUCCCCCUCCUCACCAGGGAGAGAUGAGCUUCGAGCAGGACAUCCUGGUGGAGGGCGGACGGCUGGGUCAAAUGACCAAUGGGACGGAAUACCGUGAGGUCCGUCAGUUCCGCUCAGACCACCACCUGGUGCGGUUCUACUUCCUGACGAGGAUCUACUCGCGCUACAUGCAGAGUAUCCUGAGGGACUUCGAAGACGGUCUCAAACCAGACGUCGUCAUCGUUAACUCCUGUCUCUGGGACGUCUCCAGGUAUAACCCUAAAUGGCAUGUUGAGUACCAGGAGAACCUUCAUAAGCUCUUUGACAAGAUGAACUCCAUCCUGCCUCCUGAAUGUCUGGUCAUGUGGAACAUGACCAUGCCCCUGGGGAAGAGGAUCGUAGGGGGCUUCUUCGUUCCUGAGAUAGAGCACAGGGGCCCAACGCUGUGCUACGACGUGAUCCAGGCCAACUUCUACAGCAGCAAGAUGGCCGUCGCCUACGGCCUUGACGUCCUGGACCUCCACUUCCAGUUCCGCUUCUCGCUUGAGCACCGCAUGAAGGAUGGGGUCCACUGGAACUCUGUGGCCCACCGACGUAUCACCACCUUACUGCUGCAACAUGCUGCAGAGGCCUGGGGAGUGGUGCUGCACUGUCCUGCCACUACUGUUGGGCACAUUGAUCAUUCAGAGCAGCAGCAGCAGCUCAAAGCCUACACAAAAACCAUGACCAAGAACACAGUUUGUGUUAUUCCCUCAUUGCUAGACACCUGGCACUAUCCACCAGAGCCUCAUUUCAGGAGACCAGACCCCAGGAUGAUGAACCCAGGUCACUGCAGUGUUGCCUGGGCAACAGAGGGGUUUGGACACUAUGACGGAUACGAGCCUCAGGCAAACUAUUUCACUCCCAAUUCAGCAGCUCUAGGAUGGCAUCCUGCUGAGGACUCAGGCCUUGAGCCCUACAGGCCAGCUUCAGAUGAACCCUACAGGCCAGCUUCGGAUGAACCCUACAGGCCUCUGGAAGGGAAAUACAGCAGCUGCGGAGAACAGUUCUACGGGGACGACCUCCCUGUCCACCCCAAGUUCGGCGCUGGCUACUUCAGCUUCAAGGAGAACCAAGCCAACAGACCAAGCCUGGUCAACAGACAGCCGACUGCCCCGGUGCAUCACAGACACACCCAAGUGGUCUACAGACAUCCCCCAGUCAACAGACACUCACUGGACAACGGAUGUAGGGAAAAUAACGGGAUGGUCCGGAACACUACUGGACACUACAGGCCGGUGCAGCAUAAUAAGGCCUACCACCCCAGACCCUCCGUCCCUCUCCGUCCUGAGAACCAGUAUGUGAUGAGGAAGAAACAACCGAAGAAGCACUACGCCCCGUACACAUGCCAGAGAUACUGACUGGAAAGCUCUUGUACUUUAGUUCGGGGUAGCCCUUAUACAGGCUGUGCAAACUAGGACAGAGCUUUUCCUGGACCAUGUGACCAGGAGAAACUCCGGGCCCUGUAUAUAGUGUUCAAACUAAUGGUACUUGCUCAUCUCAUCACGUGAUUAUGUAUGGGCAGCGCUUAAAGGUAUUUCAUAAUUCUGUAACUUGCUUGUGUAUCCCAAACAUGGGUGGUGCCUCAAACUACAGUUCUAGAGGGCUGUGUAUUGUCUUCUGCUCAAGAAAUCACAGUUUUCUUUUUAAAUUGUUUAUUUUUACUGUUGAGGCUUUUUAAGUUGAAAAGCUGUGGCAUUAUAUUCUGUCAGUCUAUAUCUUAGUAUUUUCUUGCCAUGGUGGGGGUUGGUUGUAUGUUUAGGCAUACUGGGAAAAUUUUACAAUAAAAUUGCACUGAUUUAGUUCCCA